Messenger RNA from Laccaria bicolor S238N-H82, 1110 nucleotides. RefSeq lists its product as uncharacterized. The transcript is spliced from 4 exons. Gene Ontology annotation, biological process: secondary metabolic process. The record is from RefSeq and is a predicted model, not a curated record. Gene Ontology annotation, molecular function: hydrolase activity; carboxy-lyase activity. Gene Ontology annotation, cellular component: cytoplasm; cytosol. Lineage: Eukaryota; Fungi; Basidiomycota; Agaricomycetes; Agaricales; Hydnangiaceae. Bases 1 to 1110 code for a protein of 369 amino acids.
AUGUCUGCCACAGCAAAGAAACUGUUAGUGGACAUACACACUCAUGUCUACCUCCCCCGAUACGCCUCAUUGUUGAGAUCGCGCUCUUCUGUUCCCAAAAUUUGUUCUGUGACUACCUCAGACGGAACCCCACAGGAACGCCUCCUUAUCUUGAACCAUGAGCCCAGUGGUGGUCGCCCAGUAGGACCUCAGUACUGGGAUCGUGAAGAGAAACUGAAGUUCAUGGAUAGGCAUGGGAUAGAUGUCUCUAUCGUCAGUACAGCAAAUCCGUGGUUGGACUUCCUUUCUGCACCUGAUGCGCAAACACUAGCCUCAGAGCUCAACAAUGACCUUGAGCAGUAUUGCUCAACGUCCCCACGUACGUCGAGCGGCAAUUAUAGCAUUAAGCGGUUGUAUGGGUUCGGAUUGUUGCCCCUCGUCCCAGAGAUUACGACAUCCGCUGUUCUCGACACCGUCAACCAAAUUGCUCAACUUCCACAUCUGCGUGGUUUGAUCAUGGGGACCAAAGGCAUUGGAAAGGGUCUUGAUGACGCUGCACUUGAUCCUGUGUGGGAUGCGAUCGAAAAAGCCCAACUCGUGGUUUUCUUGCAUCCCCAUUAUGGUGUCAACGCGGAGGUUUGGGGAGAGGUAAAUAAUGGGCAUGUUUUGCCACUUGCGUUGGGCUUCCCUUUUGAAACCACAAUUGCAGCAACUCGUGUCAUCUUGUCGGGUGUGUUGGACCGGUUCCCUUCGCUUCGACUUCUUCUGGCUCACUCGGGUGGAGCCCUGCCCGCACUUUCUUCUCGAUUGGCGUCGUGUAUUGAUCACGAUCCAAUCGUAGCAUCGAGACUGAAACAUGACGCUCGAUACUAUCUUGGAAAGUUGUAUCUCGAUGCAGUUGCCUACGGACCUGAGGAGCUUGGCUUCGCAAUCCUCAACCGAAGCAUUGGGAGUAAAAGGAUGCUCUUCGGGACUGAUCAUCCAUUCUUUCCUCCUCUCACAUCGACCGAGAAAUGGAAAAGCGUUGUGGAGAAUCUCGAGGCCAUUGAUCGUGUUCAGGGGUGGAGUCGAGAAGACAUAGACGGCGUUUGUGGAGCCAAUGCUCUUGCUUUGUUUAAUCUGACUCAAUAA